GGGAAAACCGGGAACCGGAAGUGAAGGCAGAUUCCCUUCGUCGCUGUUGCCGCCGCCAUACGUCUUUGCCUUGCUCAGCUCUUCUGUCAGAAACUAGUGUGUUUCUUUUCCUCUUCUGUUCCUCAAGCCCCCACUCUCCUCCUCUUGUCUUCCUUUAUUCUGCGCUAACCCAUCCGGAGACCCUUCCCCUUCUCCUGCCGGCUCAGUUAUGGCGGAGAACGAUGUGGACAAUGAGCUCUUGGAUUAUGAAGAUGAUGAGGUGGAGACGGCAGCUGGGGGAGAUGGGGCUGAGGCCCCUGCCAAGAAGGAUGUCAAGGGCUCCUAUGUCUCCAUCCACAGCUCUGGCUUUCGUGACUUCCUGCUCAAGCCAGAGUUGCUCCGGGCCAUUGUUGACUGUGGCUUUGAGCAUCCAUCAGAAGUCCAGCAUGAGUGCAUCCCUCAAGCCAUCCUGGGAAUGGACGUCCUAUGCCAGGCCAAGUCAGGCAUGGGAAAGACAGCAGUGUUUGUGCUGGCUACCCUACAACAAUUGGAGCCAGUUACUGGACAGGUGUCUGUACUGGUGAUGUGUCACACUCGGGAGUUGGCUUUUCAGAUCAGCAAGGAGUAUGAGCGCUUCUCCAAAUACAUGCCCAGCGUCAAGGUUGCAGUGUUUUUUGGUGGUCUGUCUAUCAAGAAGGAUGAAGAGGUGCUGAAGAAGAACUGCCCGCAUAUCGUCGUGGGGACCCCUGGCCGCAUCCUAGCCCUGGCUCGAAAUAAGAGCCUCAACCUCAAACACAUUAAACACUUUAUCUUGGAUGAAUGCGAUAAGAUGCUUGAACAGCUCGACAUGCGUCGGGAUGUCCAGGAAAUUUUUCGCAUGACCCCCCAUGAGAAGCAGGUCAUGAUGUUCAGUGCUACCUUGAGCAAAGAGAUUCGUCCAGUCUGCCGCAAGUUCAUGCAAGACCCAAUGGAGAUCUUCGUGGAUGAUGAGACGAAGCUGACGCUGCAUGGAUUGCAGCAGUACUACGUGAAACUGAAGGACAACGAGAAGAACCGGAAGCUCUUUGACCUUCUGGAUGUCCUUGAAUUCAACCAGGUGGUGAUAUUUGUGAAGUCUGUGCAGCGUUGCAUUGCCCUGGCCCAGCUCCUGGUGGAGCAGAACUUCCCAGCCAUUGCUAUCCACCGUGGGAUGCCCCAGGAGGAGAGGCUUUCUCGGUAUCAGCAAUUUAAAGAUUUUCAACGACGGAUUCUUGUGGCUACCAACCUGUUUGGCCGAGGCAUGGACAUCGAGCGGGUGAACAUUGCUUUUAACUACGACAUGCCUGAGGAUUCAGACACCUACCUGCAUCGGGUGGCCAGAGCAGGCCGGUUUGGCACCAAGGGCUUGGCCAUCACAUUUGUGUCAGAUGAGAAUGAUGCCAAGAUCCUCAAUGAUGUGCAGGAUCGCUUUGAAGUCAAUAUAAGUGAGCUGCCUGAUGAGAUAGACAUCUCCUCCUACAUUGAACAGACGCGGUAGAGGACUCAGCCCCCAUUCUGGAAUGCGACAGUCCUCUUCAGGAGAGCGCACCAGGCGUGGGGGUGAAGGAGACACUACUGGCCCCGGCGCCCACCCCAUGACUCCCUCUGCCAUCACCACCACUCCUAAAACCCAUUUCCCCGAUUUGUCGGAAUUUUUUUUUUUUUAACAAAACUAAAAAACUUAUGCGUC
This is a messenger RNA of Budorcas taxicolor (takin), 1687 nucleotides long. It is a transcript of the gene DDX39B, whose product is annotated as DExD-box helicase 39B. Bases 209 to 1495 code for a protein of 428 amino acids. Gene Ontology annotation, molecular function: RNA helicase activity; RNA binding; ATP binding. The record is from RefSeq and is a predicted model, not a curated record. The transcript has 11 exons. Gene Ontology annotation, biological process: mRNA splicing, via spliceosome; mRNA export from nucleus. NCBI's taxonomy places the organism in Eukaryota, Metazoa, Chordata, Mammalia, Artiodactyla, Bovidae.